Molecule: messenger RNA, 705 nt
Organism: Theileria orientalis strain Shintoku
Lineage: Eukaryota; Apicomplexa; Aconoidasida; Piroplasmida; Theileriidae
Exons: 6
Coding region: 1-705 (234 amino acids)
Biological process (GO): mitochondrial translation
Cellular component (GO): mitochondrial ribosome; mitochondrial large ribosomal subunit
Molecular function (GO): structural constituent of ribosome
Source: RefSeq, a predicted model, not a curated record
AUGAGCCUCAUUAGAUUUUUCAGACCACGAAUACCAUUUUCGGCAAUUCCUAAACGAGGAAUCGAUGAGCUUUGGAAAGGUGGCUACCUUGACCCCGAAACUCCCUUUGGACAAAAGGAAAAGCUUUCUACCACUGGGUAUCCCUGGCCUUCCUACCUCCUUCGUCAGAAAAGUUUCGAGGAUUUGAGGAGCCUCUACUUUUCGUGCCUCAAGGAGAAGAAUCUGCUGCUAGGGGAGCGAUGGGCUGCGUACCAGAACCACACGAAGCCUCCGAAGCACGGGAGGCUGAAAAAGGUCAAGCUUACCAUGAAGCGGAUCCUGGGCGUGAUAACGAGGAGGGAGAUACACCAGCAGUGUGUAAGGGCGAAACAGAUUCUUAAGGCUCAGGAGGAGAAGGAGGUGCUCGAAACGAGGAUGUUUAAGCUAAAGGAGCUUCUGAACGAACUCAACUUUAAAAUAAAAAGGUCUAAAUUGGAGGACUCGCUAGCCAAGACGGGGUGGAUAAACACAGCUUCCAGAAUCGAAGCUGAGAUGGAGGAAAUAGAGAUGAAGCUGCAGCCCCUGAGGAAAGAAACGUUGCAACUGAGGACGCCUAACUGGCGGUAUGAGCGGAAGUACUCUGACCUUCCGGGGAGAAUAACCUGGAACAAGGACUACAUUCCUGCGCUCAGAAACGUCAUGCGCAGGCCUUUUAAGUUUUAUUGA